Molecule: messenger RNA, 1978 nt
Organism: Misgurnus anguillicaudatus (oriental weatherfish)
Lineage: Eukaryota; Metazoa; Chordata; Actinopteri; Cypriniformes; Cobitidae
Product: perforin-1-like
Biological process (GO): defense response to virus; immunological synapse formation; T cell mediated cytotoxicity
Cellular component (GO): membrane; membrane attack complex
Molecular function (GO): wide pore channel activity
Source: RefSeq, a predicted model, not a curated record
UAUAAAUACGAGUGUCAAUGUCUAUUUCACACAAACUGUAUUCUCAUCUGAGCUCUGAAUGCAAAGAUCAUGGCGCAGUUGUGGACUCAAUUUAUUUUCUGUGCUUUACUUCUCAUGACGAUUUCUGGAGAAGAUGAAUUAGGCACAACAAAACAGUGUGAAGAUGCUCCCUUUGUUCCAGGGCACAAUCUUGGUGGAGAGGGAUUUGAUGUUGUGACCAUGGAGCGAAAAGGUUCUUACGUGAUCAACACAGAAAAAUGGGAUUUAGGAAACGGCACCUGUAGAAUUGAAAAAAACAAGUACCAGAAUGGAGUGAAACAGAAGUUACCAGCAGCAGUUGUAUUCUGGAGGACCUUGCCAAAGUGUUCAAUGAAAGUCUCCAGUCGGAUCUUUGAAUCAAGUGAGUCACUGGUCAAUGAUUCAUCAUCUUCGCUUUCGUCCAGCUGGAAACUUGAUCUGAAUACAAAGUUAUAUGGAGCAACAUCUGCUGGCACCCAUUCAAGAGAAGCAAAAUUUGCAAUGAGAAAAUCAAAAGAAGACAAAUACAGUUUUACCAAACAUGAAGUUGCAUGCAGCUUUUACAGGUACCAAGUAGCCCAAAAACCACCUCUUCAUCAGGAGUUUCUUGAAGCAGUCAAAUCUCUUCCCAAAUCCUAUGAUCUAACUGCCUACCGUAGCUUGAUCAGCACAUACGGUACCCAUUUUAUCAAAGAUGUGAAGUUAGGAGGGAAAAUGAAAGCCAUAACAGCCAUCAAAACCUGUCAGGCAACAAUGAGUGGACUCACAGAUACUGCCGUGAAAGACUGUUUGGAUGUGGAAGCCUCUGGACAAAUCAAAGGAGUAGAUGUGGCAGCAGAAACACAUUUUUGUAAUGAAAAGAAAAAGAAGAUGCGUACAAAUCAAAAGUUCAGCAACAUUUUCAGUGAACGCCAAACAGAGAUUAUUGGAGGAAACAUAAAUGGAGAAAAUUUGCUGUUUUCUGGUUCGUCACACCCAAACUCCCUUAAAAAGUGGCUCGAGUCCUUGAAGACCCUCCCUAACGUUGUGCACUACACUCUCAAACCGCUUCAUUUUAUACUGGAUAAAUCACACCCUGCCCGGAAUGGACUUAAGAAAGCUGUCGAGGACUACAUUAUUGAAAACUCUCUUAAGAAGGUUUGUUCAGAAUCUUGUGCCAUCAGCAGGAAGCGCAGUGCUAGAGAUCGAUGUGUUUGUGUUUGUAGGCCCAGUCAAAUGAUAAAGUCUAAUUGUUGUCCAGCUGAAAAAGGACUUGCCACACUGAAAGUCUACAGACUCUAUGCCAACGGUUUAUAUGGAGAUGUGGGUGGUUAUACAGAUGGUUCUGUGGUAGUCAAAUAUGGUACAAAAACCCGACGCACUAAGAUUAUUAAUAAUAAUGACAACCCACGUUGGCGAGAAACAUUUUACUUUGGUACCAUUAAGAUCAAUAUGGCUACCGGUAAUCAACUAAACUUUGAAGUGUAUGAUGCAGACAGCUACUGGAACAGCGAUUUUCUUGGUAAAUGCUCAUUUGAUCUUCGAAGUGGUGUUGUGAGGGACACCUGUGUCUUUAAAUAUGGCACCUUCUUUUUCACUUAUGAAGUGCAAUGUGCACCCAGUCUAGAGGGCCGUCAUUGUGAUAAUUACAAACCUUCUCCAAUGUCUUCCCAUCUUGCUAACAUUUUCAGCUCAAGAAAUGGUAUUCUGGUUAAGGACUUGUGGAAGCUAGAAUUAGCUCGCAAUAGCUCAGAUAAAUUAAGUUUCAAAAGCACUUCUGGAAAACAGAUGGAGCUGUACAAAAAGUAACUUCUCAGAUCAAACCCAGAUGCAUUAACAUAGCUAUAAUCUAGCACAGCUUAAAAAUCAAUAGAUGCAAAAUGUUAUAUCCAGAAGUAUAUCCAGAAACAAUGUGUGAAACUUUGCAUUUUAAUUGCAUUAUUUGCUUCAUUUUUGUUCAAUUAAAGCAUUCACAAAGACA